GGGAAGAGGCUGGUGCCGGGUUCCCGAGCCGCGGUUGGUAGCAAUGGCGAUUUUUAGUGUGUAUGUGGUGAACAAAGCUGGUGGCCUGAUUUACCAGUUGGAUAGCUACGCGCCACGGGCCGAGGCUGAGAAGACUUUCAGUUACCCGCUUGAUCUGCUGCUCAAGCUACACGACGAGCGUGUGCUGGUUGCCUUCGGCCAGCGCGACGGCAUUCGGGUGGGUCAUGCGGUGCUGGCCAUCAAUGGUGUGGACGUGAACGGCAAGUACACGGCCGAUGGGAAAGAGGUGCUGGAGUACCUGGGCAACCCUGCUAAUUACCCGGUGUCCAUUCGAUUCGGCCGGCCCCGCCUGACCUCUAAUGAGAAGCUCAUGCUGGCCUCCAUGUUCCACUCGUUGUUCGCAAUCGGCUCCCAGCUGUCUCCGGAACAGAGCAGCUCAGGCAUUGAGAUGCUGGAGACAGACACAUUCAAACUGCACUGCUUCCAGACACUGACAGGCAUCAAGUUUGUGGUGCUGGCAGAUCCUAGGCAAGCUGGAAUAGAUUCUCUUCUCCGAAAGAUUUAUGAGAUUUAUUCAGACUUUGCCCUCAAGAAUCCAUUCUACUCCCUGGAAAUGCCCAUCAGGUGUGAGCUGUUUGAUCAGAACCUGAAGUUAGCCCUGGAGGUGGCAGAGAAGGCUGGAACUUUUGGACCUGGGUCAUAGGCUGAACCUGCAAAGAACCCCCCAAAUUCUGAGCGAUCCUGCAGCACGGGUCCUGCUGUUUGCACUCUGAUGGAGAUCCCAGCAGCCUUGUUUGUGCACUUGAAAAUGGGAGGAUGCUGGGCCUGAUGACAUGUACUGAUCCCCGAGCCUUAAUACUAUGCUCUCUUCCUUCCUGUGUCUAUCUUGGUCCUACUUCCCAACUCUGUACAGAUUUAUUUAUGGAGGAGGUAGGCCCAUAAAUGCUGUAAUAAACAUUCCUUUGAUCUCA
Messenger RNA from Diceros bicornis minor, 971 nucleotides. RefSeq names its product trafficking protein particle complex subunit 4 (gene TRAPPC4). Lineage: Eukaryota; Metazoa; Chordata; Mammalia; Perissodactyla; Rhinocerotidae. Bases 44 to 703 code for a protein of 219 amino acids. Gene Ontology annotation, cellular component: TRAPP complex. Gene Ontology annotation, biological process: endoplasmic reticulum to Golgi vesicle-mediated transport. The transcript is spliced from 5 exons. The record is from RefSeq and is a predicted model, not a curated record.